AUUUGCAGUCUGUGUGCGACAUUUCAAUUAUACUUCAAUUUUCAAUUCUAGUUGUAAUAAUAGUUUUCAAACAUUAUCAAGAAGUUUUGAAAAAUGUCUUCCAAAGAAAUAACUAGCAGUAAUUCAAAGAUAAUUCUAGAGAUGAUAACACCUCAUAGAUUAACCGUUUCUAUAUUAAUACGAAAUUUUUGUUUGUAUCGAGAUGACGAAAAAUUCAAAGAAAUGGAUGAUCAAGUGUUGAUGUGUAAAUAUAGAAGAGACUUUUGUGUGUUAAUCUUGAGACUUUUACAAAGUCCAGAUCUUCCCCUUCUGGAAUUGAAAAAUCUGUUAAAUUCCAAAAAGUAUGUAAUACCAGACAGUCUGAUGGAAUCAUUCGAUCAAACGUUAGCAACCCUAAAUGAAGAAGGUAUAGGCAAUUUAUUGGAUAUUGUAGAUAGUUUAGUUAAAAUUAUGAGCAGAUCUGAAGAUCAUCCAAACAGUACAAGUGUUAUUGCGAAAACUAGUAUUGCAGGGUAUUAUAUCAGAAGAUUUAUAGUUUAUUUUGAAAAAUUAACGUUUUCAGAAGUAGUUAAAGUGUUUGAAGAUUUUCAGGCUUAUUAUGAGGAAAUUCAAAAGUGUACUAAUUUCUUAAAUCCCGAUGACGAAAAUACAGAUUCCUGGUCAAGUACAAGAGAACAGUGGUCAAGAAGGCAGGCAGAAUUGUUUAUAGCUACUCAAGCAGCUUUGCUUUCGAAUAACGAAGGGAAAGCACUACCUCCACCCGAAUUACAAAAUAGAAUAAGUAACAUUUUGAAGUCUAAUCCGGAUCUGUCAGGAGCGCAUUUUCUUGCUUAUUUGAACUAUUUACGUGUCGAUGAAUAUUGUGGAGCAAUCGAAAGUCUUCUUCAUUGUUUCGACAGGAAUGUUGAUCCGGAUGUUAAAUGUUAUAACGAUGAAAAAAGCAAGAGACAUCGUUUUGCUGCUUUGAACCUAGCAAUCCUCCAAUAUCAUUUUGGACAUACUGAAGAAGCAUUGGCCUCCCUAAAAGAAGCAAUACAAGUUUCUCAAGAAGCGAACGAUAACAUUUGUUUACAGCAUGCGCUUUCUUGGUUAUAUCGACUAACUAAGGUCAAUGAAGAUAAACUUAUUAUUCAUUGUAUAUUGAAGAGCUCGGAAUUGAGCUUAAGCUACACCGCUUCAUUAGGAUUACAAACUUUUGGUCAAUAUGGAUGUUUGCAUACAGGAAAAACUUAUGCCAUAUUCGAGACACUAGCUAAAAGCGAUAUGAUCAACUGUCAACACAACUACAAAGAUUUAAUUUCCAAUAAUUAUUCCAUGAAAUCAUCACUUUGGCAACUUUACGGAAAAACAGAAAUGUCAUCGUUAUGGAGUCAAUUAUUGUUAUACCAAAACAUGGAUUCCCUUAGUCCUGGCAAAGCUUUCUAUGGAGAAGGAUACUGUCUUGCAGUUUGCAAUAUUGCAAAUCAUUUGCUAGUUGAAGGGGAAUAUGGUCUCGUAAACUGUGUAUUAAAUUUUGCAAAGAAGAGAUUUCCUCAUCAACCUCAAUCGAAUGUUUGGAUGUUAUGUGAAAAUAUUUUCGUCUUUACGAGAUCUCUACAUCAUGAAAAAUUCGCUGAAGCUGAAUCGGCCGCUCAAAAAAUUAUGGUUAUGGAUAAAUGGGAAGGAUAUUUGAGAUUGGCAGAAGUAUUUUUUUAUAAAAGAGAUUAUGUAGAAGCAGAUAAAUGUAUUGAGAUGCUUUUGAAUCAGUAUGAAAACGACAAUACUUAUAAGUUCAGCGAUAGAUAUUAUUAUGUAAGAGCAAAAAUAAUAAAGAUGGAGAUUCAGUUUGCAACAUCAUAUCCGGAUUCUAUUCCUUCAGGAAUCAUAACUGUUCUCAAUAACUGUCUCAUCGAAUCUCAAACGUCCCAAUUAGAUUAUCAGACUGCGUUAAUUCAUCUAAUUUUGGCAAAUUGUAUGUUACAUAUAGGUCUAACAACACAAGCGUUAGGAGUUUUGGAUAAGUGUUUAGUUCAAAUUUUGGGUCAUGGUGGUUGCUACGACAGAGCAAGAGCGACGUUAUUGUAUGCAAAAUGUUUAAUAGCAGAUUCUAGUAGACUAUCAAAUGAAGAAAGAAAUAAAGUGAUAAUGAGAUGCGCACAUAUGUUAGAAAAAGUUAAAGAUGAAUUCAGUAAAGUAGAAGCUAAAUACAGAGUUAAGGAUGUGUUGUUUUUACAGAGUCAACUGUACCAUUGGUUGAAUAUGAAGACCGAGAGAAAUAAAUGCGCCCUCGAGUAUAGAUUAUUAGAUGAGGAACAUACUACUAAGAACAUAUACACUUUAGUUAAAUAUAUUUAGAUUAUGGAUGUAGAAAUAAAUUAUUUAAUUAAUUGUACUUGUCAUUCAAACCAAA
Diorhabda carinulata is the source of this 2389-nucleotide messenger RNA. RefSeq names its product anaphase-promoting complex subunit 5 (gene ida). NCBI's taxonomy places the organism in Eukaryota, Metazoa, Arthropoda, Insecta, Coleoptera, Chrysomelidae. Bases 94 to 2334 code for a protein of 746 amino acids. Gene Ontology annotation, cellular component: anaphase-promoting complex. Gene Ontology annotation, biological process: anaphase-promoting complex-dependent catabolic process; protein K11-linked ubiquitination; positive regulation of mitotic metaphase/anaphase transition. The record is from RefSeq and is a predicted model, not a curated record. Gene Ontology annotation, molecular function: protein binding. The transcript has 11 exons.